Thunnus maccoyii (southern bluefin tuna) is the source of this 1952-nucleotide messenger RNA. RefSeq lists its product as uncharacterized. NCBI's taxonomy places the organism in Eukaryota, Metazoa, Chordata, Actinopteri, Scombriformes, Scombridae. The record is from RefSeq and is a predicted model, not a curated record. The transcript has 5 exons. Gene Ontology annotation, molecular function: protein binding. Bases 766 to 1860 code for a protein of 364 amino acids.
UUCACAGAGCUCCCCUCAUAUUUGGGGGGAAAGGAAUCUGGAAUCGUUUCCCUCUCCCCUGCUCAGAUGCUUGCAAGAAGUUCCUUUCUUCGAGAAACACACUACACACACACACACACACAUGCACACACUACACGCACACAUGCAGUAACACACAGAUGGAUACAAAUGCACACAAAGAUACACACAUAUACACAUAGAAUGGUCUCUUUGGCUCCCCAGGUACUUUGUGGCUUCAAUGCCUCUAGGCAGAACACGUACUGUAGACCCAGUCUCACACACACAUACACACAUACUCACACACACUCACAGACACGGAUAUUUUUGAAUGCUGAUCAAAAUGUUCUCAUAUUCACUGACAGCUCUGCGCUAUCAGAGUCCAAAUCCAGUUGCCCUCAUUUGAUUUAAUCCCUCUUCUUUUGCUUCCAGUCUUUCUGUGUAUGUUUUGUGCAUCUCCAUGGUACAAGCAAACAUGUUUCCACCAAAUGUUGUGGGUUCAGUCGUUACUGAGGGCUGAGAGAAGGGAGAAGGAAGAAGGGAGUGAGGGAAGAUUAUGAAGGAGGUCUAGGGUCUGGGAUGUGGGCAGCGUUUGAAGAAGAGGAAUGUAUCAGACAGAGGGUAAACAUUGCCGGUAGCUGGAAAAACACACACAGACACAUUAUCACACAGCUCCUGAGGGGAACGGAAGCUCUGGGAAUCUAAAACAACCUGUUCCCAUUGCGUAGCUCCUAAUCAACCGGGUUACAUAUCUGACCAACUGUCUCCAUGGCUGUCCUGUGCUGUGCCAUGUUGGUGCUGCUGUGUGUUUUUGACACAGCCACUGUUGUGGCUGACAUGGACUAUGGUGGAGUUCCUCUGUGGAUCAACCGCUUGCUUGGUGAGCCCAGUGUGAUGAGCCUGCAGGGCCGGAUGGACCCAUCUUGGUACAGAGCCAACAACCCUCAGGCCUGUCCUCAACAGUGUGACUGCCCCAUCCACUGGCCCACAGCACUGUACUGUGACCACAGAGGUCUGGCAGACAUGCCUGACCACCUGCCGGUCACAACUCAAUACCUGUUUCUCCAGGGCAACAACAUCUCGUCCAUGUCUCCCUCUGUUCUGGCCAACAUCACAGGGCUCCGCUGGCUCAUCCUGGACCACAACCAGCUACAGAGUGACAAGCUGGACCAGGCCACCCUGAAAAACCAGACCCAGCUGUGCUACUUUUUCGCCAACCACAACCUCCUGAGUUCAGUGCCCAGUGGUCUGCCAGCUGGACUCAGACAACUGCGGUUGGCCUACAACCAAAUCAGCAGCAUCAGCCCUGGAGCUCUGCAGAACUUACAUAACCUGACACUGCUGCUGCUACAGGGAAACAGAUUGCAAACCAUUACCGCCGGAGACUUCAGAGGUCUGCUCAGUCUAAGCCUUUUGGACCUCAGUGGGAAUUUGUUCUCAUCUGUUCCUGGGCAUUUACCCCCCACUGUACAACAGCUCUAUCUGUCCAAUAACUCCCUCUCUGUGCUGGAGGAAGACAGUUUUGUGGGAUUCCUCAAUCUUAAGUAUCUUCGUUUAAGUCACUGUGGUCUGCAGAGCCACAGUGUCCACCCACAGGUCUUCAACAUCUCCAGCUUGGUGGAACUCGACCUUUCCUAUAACAAAUUUACAACCAUUCCCACAGUCCCCACCACCCUGCAGUACCUCUACCUGGAGGCCAAUGAAAUACAAGAGUUCAACGUGACUAGUUUCUGCAGAGAGGUGGGACCUUUGUCCUAUUCCAGGAUGAAGAUCCUACGACUUGAUGGAAACAAGAUGUCCUACCACCAUCUGCCCCCUGACUGGGUCUUCUGUCUGAGAGUUCUUCAAAAUAUUUACAUCUGACUCUGCCUUGUGAAUAUGCAACGGAGAGGGAUUACUGUAUGUCACUGGCCAAUCUCAUCUAGUGGCACAGAGAAUAAACAUGACCCAAUUAA